This is a messenger RNA of Lytechinus pictus (painted urchin), 4448 nucleotides long. Its product is annotated as barH-like 1 homeobox protein. Gene Ontology annotation, biological process: regulation of DNA-templated transcription. Gene Ontology annotation, molecular function: DNA binding; DNA-binding transcription factor activity, RNA polymerase II-specific. The transcript has 2 exons. The record is from RefSeq and is a predicted model, not a curated record. Lineage: Eukaryota; Metazoa; Echinodermata; Echinoidea; Temnopleuroida; Toxopneustidae. Bases 146 to 469 code for a protein of 107 amino acids.
AGACGCAGAUGACUCCGAAACCGACGGAACGUCUGGCAGCAAGACUAAGAAGCCCCGCAAAGCACGCACGGCGUUCACCGACCACCAACUCAACACACUCGAGCGAAGCUUCGAAAGACAGAAAUAUCUCUCAGUGCAGGACCGGAUGGAGUUAGCAGCUAGUCUCAGUCUCACAGACACUCAAGUCAAAACGUGGUAUCAGAAUCGAAGAACGAAAUGGAAGCGGCAGACGGCCGUUGGUCUGGAGCUCCUCGCCGAGGCCGGGAACUACUCGGCAUCGAUGCAACGCCUUUUCGCACCUCCGUUUUACUACCACCCAACGCAGGGCAUCGUAUCGAACCUUGAUGGGCUGUACGGGUUACAGGCGGGCCAGCGCCCCGUACUCCCCCGCCUAUUCUUACACGGGCUCCAACAGCACGUCAGUCAUCUGCCACUCACCCCUCGCCCACUUCAUCCUCAUUCUCAUUGACCUCCGCGUUGACGAUGAGUCCAAACAAACGCGACGUCGAUGUCAACGACAUGACUUCGAUGACGAUCAUGACUUCGAUGACUUUUCACUUGCCGAGGCUCGUGGAUACCGUUUCGCUAUGUAGGCGAUCGAUGAAGAAACGAAUACGGUUUUUAGAAGUGUCAAAGCGUUUCACUUUAUAUUUUAGGUCAAGACGUAAACUAAUUUAUUGACUGUCAGUCAUUGUUUUGACGAAAUGAACAUCUCAACGUUUUGCGUCAGUGAAGAGAUUGUGACGAUUCAUGGACAGGUACGGCAGCAAUCAUAUCGUUUGUCUCCUUCAUUCGUUUACAACUUUGAUGCCGAAAAUAGUCUGUCAAUAUCUGAUUCAACAGGGGACUGGUGGCAAUUAUUUUGAGGCUAAAACGGGAGCCUUAUCUAGUGCGUCUAUUUUCGCCAUAAACUGCUUCGUCAUCAUGCCAUCCGCGGUGUCCAAAUCAGCACAAGUGACUUAAAUUGUGAAUGAAAACAAUCAUGCAUUAUUAAAAAGUUGUGACCUCAUCGAUAUGAUUCGGAAAAUGAUAAUGAUAGUACUUUGAUUGUUGAUUGUGAAAUCAUGACUUUUUGACAUUACAUGUAUCAGAAGGAAACAACAUACAUUCGCAUUCAGACAAGAAUAACGCAGGAAGUGGCAAUAACAAUUAUAGAAAAGACAACAGUUUCAACGACUUGUAAUAUUUUGGAUCAAUAAAAAUCAUAAUCAGGAUUGCAUUUUGAUGCGAUUUCGAUUCCUACUUAUUUCUACCAUGAGAGUAAAAGUUCUGACAUGAUGACAGAUGAUAAAUCCUAUUUCGCUUCACAUGUUCAUCUAAUUAUCAUUCCAUUAUUUCGGGCUACUGAACUAAAUUAAUCAUAAUGAAACAAACACGAACACCUUGAUAUUAAUCGUUAACUCUUAGUUUGUUCAAUCGAAUUUGUUGUGUUGACUAGUUUUAAUGUUGAAACUAUAACAAAUAUAGUGUUUAUCAGAAUUAAGGAGAUGGAAACCUCUUCUCUUCAAGGUGUUAGUGUACAACUGGCUCUUAGCAUAUCAUGCUUUUUUUAAGUGUUUUUUUUAUUUAUUUGUGACUUAUACCUCGGUCACAUUUGCUAUACGGCGGCCGUACGGCGAUUCAAAAACAGCCGUUUUAUUCAAACCACCUAUAUCAUUAUGUAGCUGGUACAAAAAAUGUUAAAACGGCUGUUUUCAACUCACCGUACGGCCGCCGUCGAGCAAAUGUGACCGAUGUUUUACCCUCAGUGUAAUUGGGUAAUUACAAGUUAAUUAAUUCAUAAUUAUCGCCUUAUUCUUGGUACAAAGACAAAAAAUUGUAUUUUAAUAUUGUUCUUGGCCUGCCAAGCUGACACAUAUAGGCAUGGCUGGUAUUGAAGGAAUGCACAAGCUUCAAAUCUCGCCCAAACAAAAGAAGGAAUGGGGUAGUGGGCGGGGAUUCCGAGGGGGGGGGGGGGUGUACCACGCAUAACUAUUUUAACUUCUUUCAAACCAAGGCGCAUAGCAUGUGACAAAUUAAUGGAUACUUAAUGGAUAUAUAUUAAUAUGCUUUGAAGCCAGGGUUGCCACAACUCACUGUUUCUUAAAAGCAGCUUAAAAUUGAAACCGCGUGAUGAAAUUGAAAACAUUUUACUGAAGGACAAGGUCACACAAGGAUUAAAGAGAUUAAUGAUGAAGCGAUGCUUCGAAUGCCCCUAGAUAUUAUCAAGGGUGAAAAAUGUGAGAUGAACAAGAAAGUUUUCCUGCUUUCAAACAAAGUAAAGUUAAAUAGUUUUAAUGAUGAAAAUACGCGACUGAGUGAGGUUUAAAUCCUUACUAUAAAACCGAAUUCCCCUCUUCAACUUCCAGUUAUUGUCACUUUUGUCGUUUAAUUUGUACUUUCAGCCUUUUUAAUUGUACGUAAUUCCUUUCGGGAGAGAAGUCUCGCUAUAUUCGAAAAUAACGAGCAUUCCCCCACAAUCUCGUCUAUGGUUCUCUAUUAAAGCAAAGAGCUAGCUGUUAAAACCCCAUGAUCGCAUUUGGCCAGAGCUAAUAGCAUUAAUAAUGGCUCAUAUAACUUAACAUUGGCGCUGUCUAAUAACAUGUUUCAUUGACAUUUCAGAUCCCAGCCGGGCAGAAAAUACCAUGAUUUCUGUUCGCCACGGCACAAGUUCUCCUAAUACUUUUAAUGUGAUUAGGAACGUACGUUUUGAGAACGCUGGAAAUACAGUUAAGCAUGGCGCGUUUGAAUGCAUUGCGCCGUCAAUGUAAUUCCUAACAGCACAUCAAAAAAAAUAUAAUAAUGCCCUUCUAAUCCCCAUCAUCAUCAUUUACACCUAAAGUGAUCUUUGGAACGAGUUUCACAGUCUUAUGUGAAAUCAGGCAUGAUGAAGCGAUGGCGGCGUGGGCUAAGUGACUUGGACUUCACCAAAUAGUGAAGGCCCUUUCCCACUGCUGGAUUUUUUGUAUUUUUUUUUAAAGGCGCGCAGACCCCUGAUUUCAUCGUAAUAGUAUAUGAAACUUUUCAUCAUUAUUUUGUAGGUAAUGAUUCUCAACGACUCAGUGCUGCGUAUAAACCUUUUGAGUAACACUUGUAGAGGUAUAUCAGCGCCACUGGCAAAUAUUCAUUAACCUUUUGUAAAGAGGGAAGUUAUAGAAGUAUGAAAAUAUCGAAGUGUUCUAUAAACUAUUGGGUGGCUCUGCGUGGCUUCUUUAGGGAAAACAAGAACAAAAACAAAAAGAUUUCGUGUUCUGUGGUAAUACUGGUGUUCAUAACAAGGCAUUACAGUGUUAAAGUUUAAGGACAUUAUAUUUCCACGGCUUUUGUUUUAUUGAGGAAUUACUACAUUUCAUAAAUCAUAUUUCAUAGUUAACUCUUUGGAAAUCUACACGGUAUACGUGUACACAUUUUCCAUGUCAUUUCGGUCCAACUUCUAUUCUACAUGACCCCCCAACAUUCCUAAUUUCAUAUUCCAUUUCUUGCUGUAAAGAGGUCUUUCUUUGUGAUUUUAUGAUCCGUGCAAUUUUGGUCCUCAUUUUAAUCUGGUCAAAAUAUUGCCACGACGUCACUGUGAAAAGAAAACACAAAAAAACGGUUUAUAGUGCGAUCUUUAACAAGUACGAAAAUAUUAACAGAUUAGAAUCACACUUUCGGGUUUAUAACAAUCAGCAUUAUUUCCAUGGUAACUACCAAAGCCCCAGUGGUUUUUGUUAUUGAGUGCAAUAGGCAGAACGAGGGUGUUCUACGCACAAUCUAUGACUUAAAUAUGUGUUUAGAAUAACGAAUCUCAAUGUUCUGAAGUAAUGGUGGAGUAAAUGUAUAGGCCUAAAUGGGUUAUUAUUGAAAAAAAAUUAACAAGCUAGGGUCUGGAAAAAAUUAUGAACUGGACAUAUAGACUCUUGAUUUCAACCUAUUAUGUGGUGUUUCGCUUUGGAACUAUUAACAACAAUUAUCUUAUAUAGGAACGUGUACUAUUCUCUUAUAGAGGAUUCAGAUGCUAACAUUUCAAUUCCUAUUGAAGGUUUUUUUUCUAAAUGGAAGAUUAACCGAUUAUGCGUCACCAUUCCAAGUUUACAUUUCCAUGUCGCUAUCGAUAUCACUAUCGAUAUAUUGUUCGAUAUUUUUUUAUACUUUCAGUUAAUGGUUGGAUAGUAUUUAAGUAUAAAAGUUAUAUUCUGUGACAUGAUGGUAUUGAUGAGUUUUACUUGUGUUUCUCCAUUCAUAGAAUGGUUACGUGAUAUAUUUAUAUGUGAUGAACAACAUAUUGUAUGUGUAUAUACUUUGCAUUGUAAAGAUAACAUAGUGAUCUAGUUCUGUACAAGGAUUCGGAGAAGAGCCCGGUUUUUGUAUAAAAUUUUGUGAUGGUAUUAUUCUUGGUUAAGUGUAUAGAGAGAUUCGCUGUUUUCUCCCCCACAAUUUUACCAGCUGUACAGUACUAAAUAUCUAAAUUAAAAACUAAUUUAAAUGAG